GUGGGAGUGGGAGAGGGAUUGUUGGAGGUGAUUUAAAGUUGUUGUUGUUGGGAGUGGGAGAGUUGGGAGUGGGAGAGGUGAGAGAUGGGCUGCGAUCGGUGCUUCAAGAGAGACUCUGCUGCUGCCACUCUGCUUCGGUCGCUCCUCGUCGUGUCGCUGCUUCUCGGCUGCUCCCAGGCCAGGAAGAGCUGGAGGAACAGCCGACAGAGCGCACACUACCGCCGGCCACAGGGCACGUCCAGCCGGGAGAGGGGCGAGGCUGCGGGGGCGGGUGCCUGGUCCCACCACCCCGGGGCUGGGGGGCUGGGGGUGGGGGUGGGGGCCAUGGGAGAUGGGGAGGAAAGCUUCACCCUGGACUUCACGGCGGUGGAGGGCAACAUCGAGAACUUUAUGACCCAGAUCAAGAACCUGGCUCGCUCCCUGUACCCCUGCUCGGUGCAGAAACUCAACGACGACAUGAAGCUCCACCGUUUGGACAACUCCUCGGUCACCUGUAACGAUGGGACGCCGGCAGGGUAUUAUCUGAAAACCUCUAAAGGCAGCAAGCGCUGGUUAAUCUUCCUGGAAGGAGGCUGGUACUGCUUCAGUAAAGAGGUGUGCAACACCAGGUAUGACACCAUGCGACGCCUGAUGAGCUCCACAGACUGGCCACAAAGCCGAACAGGGACUGGGAUCCUAUCUCCACGGCCCGAGGAGAAUCCUUACUGGUGGAACGCCAAUAUGGUUUUCAUCCCGUACUGUUCCAGUGACGUAUGGAGUGGAGCGUCCCAGAAAUCAGAGAAAAGUGAUUACGCUUUCAUGGGAGCCCUGAUAAUCAAGGAGGUCGUUAAAGCUCUGCUGACCAAAGGCCUUGAGAACGCAAAGGUUCUUUUGCUGGCUGGCACCAGCGCUGGGGGUACAGGGGUGCUGCUGAACUUGGAUCGAGUGGCUGCGCAGCUGGAAGAGGCCGGUUUUCCCGGGAUCCAGGUGCGGGGAUUGGCUGAUUCCGGCUGGUUCCUGGACAACAAGCAGUUCACCAGGACUGACUGCCUGGACACCAUAUCGUGCGCUCCCACCGAAGCCAUCAAGAAAGGAAUCCGAUACUGGAACGGAGAGGUCCCAGAACGCUGCAAAAAACAGUUCAAAGACGGGGAAGAAUGGAACUGCUUCUUUGGGUACAAGAUUUACCCAACUUUAAAAAGUCCGCUGUUUGUGGUUCAGUGGCUGUUUGACGAGGCUCAGUUGACCGUGGACAAUGUCCACCUGACCGGGCAGCCUGUUCAGGAAGGCCAGUGGAACUACAUUCAGAAUCUGGGCAGAGAGCUGAAGAACACCCUCAAGGAUGUGCCAGCUGUCUUUGCCCCCGCCUGCUUGUCCCAUGAAGUCAUCACGAAGAGUUACUGGCUGAACAUCCACGUGAAGGGGGUGCCGUUGGCUCGGGCUCUGCACUGCUGGGACCGCAGCCACCAGGAGGGGAGCAGGAGCAGCAAGAAUUCGCUCAAGGGCUGCCCCACCCACCUGAUCGACGGCUGCCACUGGCCGCACUGCAACCCCACCUGCCCCACGAUCAGGGACCAAUACACAGGGCAGGAGAUGUCCGUCAUCGAGUUCCUCAUGCACAUGGGCUUCGACAUCCAGAAGAUGGCUCAGCAACAGGGGAUGGAGGUCAGCAAACUGCUGGCUAUGCUGAGCAGCGGCAGCUAAGAGUCCCGACCGACAGAAACUCGGGACCCGCCAGACUUUCAAAACGAAGGGGGAAAGGAAACCAAAAUCGUCCACUGGCGGUGGAGGGAGCCACAAGGGCCUUCGUUAAGUUAAGCCCCCCCGAACCGAACCACCAUCAAAAACAACCCGCAUUGCCUUCAGACAAGUGGUGGGAAGCACUGGAUUGUUCAGACAAUGCGAAGGAAAGAUAUGGUCCGCUUUCCGCACAACAUCGCCACUAGAUCACAAGACGAGAGGAACUCCCAACCAAGCCGUAAAACACAGAGAAGGACUUUCCUUUUGAUUUCAGGUUCACAGACUGACACAAAGGACAGGACAUAGGGCAGGACAGACAGGCUGACACGUGAACAUAGGACAGGACACAUUGACUGACACAAGGACACAGGACAAGACACACAGGGACAUGGAACAGGAUAGACUGGCUAACACAGGAAAGCUGCGGUUACGACUGACACAAAACUAUUAAUAAAUAUUCUGUACUUAACAAACUAAAAAAAAGCUACGUUUGGUAAUUUUACAUAUUUAUUUUAUUGUGUAAAUCGUAUUUAUAAUUCUUAUUGAAGGGCAGAGAGCUAAAGUAUGUUUCUUUAUAAAAAAAAUUGUAAAUAGUGUUCUCUUAAUCGCAUGUCUUUGGAAUGGAAUUAAAAACAGAACCAUCUUA
Callorhinchus milii (elephant shark) is the source of this 2365-nucleotide messenger RNA. RefSeq names its product notum, palmitoleoyl-protein carboxylesterase a (gene notum1a). The record is from RefSeq and is a predicted model, not a curated record. Gene Ontology annotation, molecular function: hydrolase activity. Bases 85 to 1683 code for a protein of 532 amino acids. The transcript has 11 exons. Lineage: Eukaryota; Metazoa; Chordata; Chondrichthyes; Chimaeriformes; Callorhinchidae.